AUGGCUGUGGUUUAUCGGCACCCACCUCCACUACAUCCACUAAUUCCUAAGUACCUCGAGGCCAUCGAAUCUCCGGAUGAUACUAAGGGCUCCCUGACCUUUGGCGUUGAAUUGGAAUUCCUGGUUCCUUUCUCGAGAAAAGACAUCGAUGACCCUUUUCCAGAUGAGAAGCGCCCUCUAUUCGGAUACCGCGAUAUCCUCAAGGCAGACAUCACUAUUCUUGAUGCUAUCACAAACCACUGCGACAUUGAGUUCCGCACUGACCUGGAAGAUGAAUUCCAUCCCCCGUAUAGAAAUAUCAUUCGCUAUGAUGAGUGGCGUAUUCUAAGGGACCUUUCAGUUAAAUUCCGAAAGGAGGAAUGCUACCACUACCGCUGGGUGGGACGAGAGAUUACCUCCGAGGUCCUAAAGUCUGACGAUCCUGAGGUCUAUACCGAGAAAAUCACAAAGGUUUGCCGUGCCAUGCGACAACUCCGAGUCCACUUGAACGAUACAACUGCGGUCCAUGUACAUGUCGGACUUGGAGACGAACCCUUUAGUCUCCUCACGAUAAAGAAAGUCAUCACGCUAAUUCUAUUCGUGGAUGAUAUGUUGAUGGGACUUCAUCAUCCUGCUCGUCGCACCAGCGCUCACUGUCGUCUGGUUUCUCGUUGUUCUACAAUCGGUAGAUUGGAACAUAGCCAGAGGAAGACGUACGACAGCUUAAUUACGAGAUCUUUAGAACACGGAAUGGCCGAAUUCAUUCCAGACGUCGCUGAUGCAAACCAACUUCUUCAGGCAACUGACAGUAUCGUGGAGUUGGCUCGUAUGAUGGAUGACCCAUUGCAUUUCUGUUACUACAGAGGUUCAAUCUCAUUCGCGAAAUUUCUGCCCGUGGAUGAAGUAGGAGGCAACACGCAGACUAUCGAGUUCCGACAGAUGGCAGGUUGUCUAGACCCUGACCAGAUAAUUCACUGGGUGAAAGUUUGCAUAGGCAUCGUUGAUUUCGCCAGGCUUUCUAAUGGUGGACAAUACAAGGGCUUAAUUGGAAAAUUGAUGGCAAAGGAAUCCACCUUCUCGGUAUUCGAUUUUCUCUCGGAACUUGGCUUGGUUGAGGAAGAGAAGCACUUCAGGGCCAAGGUGGAAGGAUAUAAGUCCAACCCGGACUUCUAUCCGGGGGAGAGCUCUGGAAGCAUGUUUGUUCCUGAGCUUGACUAG
This is a messenger RNA of Annulohypoxylon maeteangense, 1197 nucleotides long. RefSeq names its product putative amidoligase enzyme-domain-containing protein. NCBI's taxonomy places the organism in Eukaryota, Fungi, Ascomycota, Sordariomycetes, Xylariales, Hypoxylaceae. The transcript has 3 exons. The record is from RefSeq and is a predicted model, not a curated record. The coding region runs from base 1 to 1197 and encodes 398 amino acids.